ACCCUAAUUUUAAUCCCCAAAUUUUUAAUUUAUCUUUUUCUUUUCUUCUUUUUCUUUUUUCUUUUUUAAUUUUUAUUUUUUUUCCCUCUUUCGUUACGGAUUUGGAUCGUCCUCUCACUCGAAAAACCCUAGUUCCCUGCGAAUUUUGACCUCUGUUUUCAUCCAAUUCCAACCAUUUUCGCAUUAGAUCUGGUUCUAGGUUUUGAUUUCUGGAAUUUUACGGUUUUGUUUUGUCUCCAGGGUUCGAUUUCUUUCCAUUCUAGGGUUUGGUUUAUUGAAAAACUUUGUGGUCGUUCCAAACCCUAGCUUCAUCGAACCAAUUCGAUUUCUUCGUUUCUUUCGAGGGAAUCGGAGAUCUUUUGGUGGUUCUGAUAAAGUCGGGUUUUUUUUUUUUUUCUUUUUGAAACAAAAAGUUAGGGUUUCUAAUUUUUCGAUUUUGUUAAUAGUUUUCUCAGAGGGUGAGUGUUCGUACAUGAAUGGCUUCAGGAACAUUAGAUGCGGAUAAGAUAAGCAAAGAGAAGAGUAAGUGGGGAGGAGGCAAUAAAGUCUAUACCAGAAGACCUAAAAAGGGAAUAAAGAACGCCGCCGCCACCGCUACCGUCUCCGUCACUGCUGUUUCCUCGGCCACCACCAUCCCCUCUUCUCCGGUUACGACUGCGACCGCCGUAUCUCCAAUCACCACCGCAAAUAACGAGCAAACCCUAACACCUGACGACGCAAAUUUACGAAGGCAGCAAACUUUAAGACGGGUAGCGGAGGCGUCAGAUGAUUCCUCCGGCCAAGAUCUCCGGCAAGUGGUUGCUGAGGAAGCCAUUGUUCCUACUGGAAAUGGGGUUGUAAGACCUGUUGUUACUUUCGUUGAUGAUCGGGUGAAGAUUCAUUUGGAAGCUUCUACGUCCAAGAAUGAUAUUAAGGAGCUUAGGGAGAAGUUAACAGCUGAGCUGGAUCAAGUUAGAAGUUUAGUUCAAAGGCUUGAAGACAAAGAAGCCGAGCUUACGAACAAUUCGACUCUUCUUGGUGCUGCCGGCAUUGAUGAGGCUUAUAGUCAUUCACAGUAUCCAGGUAAUGUUAUGAUAGACAGGAGAGCUUUGCUUAGAGUUAAUUCAGAAAUGGGUGCAGAUUAUAUGGAUAGGAGAGCUUUGGCAAGAGUUCAUUCUGAAAUGCGUUCAGAUACGAUAGAUAGGAGGGCCUUGAUGAGAGUCAAUUCUGAAGUGGGUUCAUUGGCAAAUCAAGAUACGAGGUUUAGACAGCUAAAUGUAUCGGUUGUUGAUAAUAACAGUCUUGGGGCUGGUGAAUUCGUUGAGAAAGAGAAAAGGACGCCAAAGGCUAAUCAGUACUACCGGAAUUCAGAUUUUCUUCUUGGAAAGGAUAGAUUACCUCCUGAGAGUAAUAAGAGGCUGAAAUCCAAUGGAGGGAGAAAAUAUAGCAGGGAAUCGGAUUAUAUGAUUGGUCUUGAAAGGCAAAAGAAUCAGGUGUUUAGGAGUUGUAGCAAUUUGCUCCAGAGGUUGAUGAAGCACAAGCAUGGUUGGGUGUUCAAUGAACCUGUUAAUGCGAAGCAGCUUGGGCUUCAUGAUUACCAUGACAUCAUCAAACAUCCUAUGGAUUUGGGCACGAUUAAGAGUCGACUGGCCCAGAACUUCUACAAGAACCCUAGCGAAUUUGCGGAGGAUGUCAGACUCACCUUUCAUAAUGCCAUGACUUAUAAUCCAAAAGGGCAAGAUGUCCAUGUUAUGGCUGAACAACUAUCAAAUAUAUUUGAAGAAAGAUGGACGGUGAUUGAGUCUGAGUAUAAUAGAGACUGGAGGUACGGAACAAUUCAUGGUGCGGGCACACCCACUCCAACUUCAAGAAAGGUUCAUCAUUUUGCGCAUGCCCCUAUAAGAACUCUGGAUAGGUCAGAGCCCAUGACUUUGCCUUACGUGUCUAGGCCAAAACCGUCAAACUUUGCCCCAUCAAGUAGGACACCUGUGCAAACGAAACCUAAAGCCAAGGAUCCCAAUAAGAGGAACAUGACUUAUGAAGAGAAGCAAAAGCUCAGCGCAAACCUUCAGAGCUUACCUUCGGAAAAGCUUGACAACAUCGUGCAGAUCAUCAAGAAGAGUAAUACUUCUCUUUCUCAACAUGACGAUGAGAUUGAAGUUGAUAUCGACAGUGUUGAUGUCGAAACUCUAUGGGAACUUGAUCGGUUUGUCACCAAUUACAAGAAGAGUUUAAGCAAGCACAGAAGGAAAGCUGAGCUUGCUCAGCAGGCAAGAGCUCUAGCUGGAAAUGCAAAUCGGACCAUGCUAGAAAAUCCAGCAACAUCCAUCCCAGAGGCACCAACGGAAAAGAGAGCAGCUGAGAAGAGUCUUGCUGCUAUUCCUGCAAACCAAGGAGAUAUCAGAGGGGAUAAUGUCAGUAGGUCUAGUAGUUCAAGCAGUUCGAGCAGCGAUUCUGGAUCCUCUUCAAGUGAUUCAGAUAGUGACAGUUCCUCCGCAGAUGGAUCAGAUGCAGGGCAUUCACCUAGGUGUUGAACGGAGCAGAGCAAGAUUGUAGCGGAUUUUUAUUGAAAUUACAAAAAAUGGUGCUUCUGAUAUAAUGGCCGAACCCGGAUGAUGUGCAGAAGGAUGUCAAGUUGAAAUUAUGUUUGAACUUGUUGAGGUGAUGGCUUCGAGUUCGAUUCAGUUAGAAAUUAGGGUGUAUGAAAUAGAUGUUUUUAGAGAUACGGGAACUCCUUGGCGUAGCAAAUGUAGGUUUAGUUGCAAGGAACCGGAACCCGUCGUCAUCGUAGGGGUUUGGAAUUUAAUAGAAAAGAUUGGUUUCAUAAGUUGGUGUUUUGCCCUUCAUUAUAUUCUUUGUAAUGAUCUCAGUCAGAUGCCAAAUGGGAAGAAAAAAAAAACAUGUAUAGUUCCUGCUGCCAUUUUCUAUUUCUCUAACUUUGCAAACUUCUGCUUGAAAUAUUCAAUUUGCAGCCAAAAGUUAUAAAAUAUUUGCUUUUAUGGAA
Cynara cardunculus var. scolymus (artichoke) is the source of this 2983-nucleotide messenger RNA. Its product is annotated as transcription factor GTE4-like. Gene Ontology annotation, molecular function: protein binding. The transcript is spliced from 5 exons. NCBI's taxonomy places the organism in Eukaryota, Viridiplantae, Streptophyta, Magnoliopsida, Asterales, Asteraceae. The coding region runs from base 477 to 2513 and encodes 678 amino acids. The record is from RefSeq and is a predicted model, not a curated record.